CGUUUACACGCAUUUAUUAUUUGGGCGGAGCGGUUGUUAAUAUAUAACCUUUUAUUCGUUAUAUCGUAAACAUCUGGGCCAAGAGUUUUCCCAUAGGUCCUAAAAGUUGUCUCCCUAGAGAUGUCUUCUGCAGUGGCCAUGGAGGCCACCCGGAGGCGCCAGAGGCUCAGCUCUAACGGGGGGGCGUCUGAGACCACGGAGGAACCUGCAGGGCAGUGGGGAAGAGCAUGGGAGGUGGACUGGUUCUCUCUGAGCGCUGUGAUCCUGCUGCUGUGCACAGCUCCCUUCCUGGUGUUCUUCUUUGUCAUGGUGUGUGACCAGUACCAGUGCUCGGUCAGCCAGCCCCUGGUGGAGCUCUACAGUGGAGAGGCCACCCUGCGCUCCAUCUGGGACAAGGCCCCUUCCUUCACCUGGACCGCUGCUCAGAUCUACACCGUCUGGGUCUCCUUCCAGGUGGUGCUCUACAUGUGUGUUCCUGAUGUCACUCAUAAGUUCCUGCCUGGCUAUGCAGGUGGGGUUCAGGAUGGAGCUCGCACCCCAGCAGGCCUCAUAAACAAGUAUGAGAUCAACGGUUUACAGUCGUGGCUGAUCACCCAUGCCCUGUGGUAUGCCAACGCUCAAUACUUCCACUGGUUUUCCCCCACCAUAAUCUUCGACAACUGGAUCCCACUGCUGUGGUGCACCAACAUACUGGGCUAUGCUGUGUCCACCUUUGCCUUUGUCAAGGCCUACCUCUUCCCCACCAAUGCAGAGGACUGCAAAUUCACAGGCAACGUCUUCUAUAACUACAUGAUGGGCAUUGAGUUCAAUCCCCGCAUCGGCAAAUGGUUCGACUUCAAGCUCUUCUUCAACGGGAGACCUGGUAUUGUUGCCUGGACUCUAAUCAACCUCUCCUAUGCAGCCAAACAGCAGGAGCUAUAUGGCUAUGUGACCAAUUCUAUGAUCCUGGUUAAUGUGCUGCAGGCAAUCUAUGUUCUCGACUUCUUCUGGAAUGAGGCAUGGUACCUGAAGACGAUUGACAUCUGCCAUGACCACUUCGGCUGGUACCUGGGCUGGGGAGACUGUGUGUGGCUGCCCUUCCUCUACACGCUGCAGGGCCUGUACCUGGUGUACAACCCAGUCCAGCUCUCCACAGCCCAUGCUGCUGCUGUCCUCCUCUUGGGUCUGGUGGGUUACUACGUCUUCCGCUCCACCAACCACCAGAAGGACCUGUUCCGCCGUACCGAGGGGAAGUGCUCCGUCUGGGGCAAGAAGCCCACCUUCAUUGAGUGUGCCUACCGCUCGGGUGACGGCGGCCUGCACCACAGCAAGCUCAUGACCUCCGGCUUCUGGGGCGUGGCACGCCACCUCAACUACACGGGCGACCUGAUGGGCUCGCUGGCCUACUGUGCAGCCUGCGGCUUCGGCCAUAUUCACCCCUACUUCUACAUCGUCUACAUGACCAUCCUGCUGGUGCACCGCUGUGUGAGAGACGAGCAUCGCUGCAGCAGCAAGUACGGCAAAGACUGGAAGCGCUACACGGAUGCAGUUCCCUAUCGCCUGCUGCCUGGGAUCUUCUAGAGUCGAGUCAGAGGUUGAAGGAAUCCCUGCAUCCUGAAAGAAGUUUAACAGAAGAAGGAGAUGUGUGUUAAAUGGACUGUUCACAUUCCAUGGGAAAGACGUUGAUGACAUUUUGAGCAAAGUGUGUGUGUGUGUGUGUGUAUGUGUGUGUGUGUGUGUGUGUGUGCAAUCCUCAGCUACUCUCAGAACUGCUCUCACCGGUGCCUAGGAGCAUUUCUCCGUAAAUGUUGAUACUAUGGUACAUAUCUAUGUUCUAUGGUACAUAGAUGCUAUGAGAAACUCUGCAAAAUUGAUUUCUAAUUCAAAUCUGUAUUUAAGUGUACUGUAGUCUAGCAAUGUGAACAUCACAUAACCAUACAGUAGCACUUAGUUGGCGUUGGUCAAGUAACUACAGCUACAAGUGAGCAAUAAUCUAGAUGUCUUUUGACAAUGCACUGUCGAUGGCAAAUGUCUCUUCUACUUAGGGGUCAGCCCAGCGUUACAUGAAACGCUAGCAGCAGACUGGUAUAUUAUGUUCAAGAAGCAGCUACAACUAUACAAUGAUUGUUCCUGCUAAAAUACAUUUUUCUUUAUUUCUGUCAAUAUCUUUGAGGUACCUGUUAUUUUAAAGUUUUUGUGCUAAUAGUGCUUUUACUUUAUCCAACAGUCAUUUUGACAUUUGAUUUCAGUUGUUUGCCUUCUUUUUAAAAAAAAAAUUUAACCUCAUCUGCCUUUCCUCAAGUGAUAACUUAGAAAAGUAAAUAAACCUAACAUGGUGAAUACA
Messenger RNA from Oncorhynchus mykiss (rainbow trout), 2323 nucleotides. RefSeq names its product 7-dehydrocholesterol reductase. Gene Ontology annotation, cellular component: endoplasmic reticulum membrane. Gene Ontology annotation, molecular function: 7-dehydrocholesterol reductase activity. The record is from RefSeq and is a predicted model, not a curated record. Gene Ontology annotation, biological process: cholesterol biosynthetic process; brassinosteroid biosynthetic process. Lineage: Eukaryota; Metazoa; Chordata; Actinopteri; Salmoniformes; Salmonidae.